Messenger RNA from Dentiscutata erythropus, 1677 nucleotides. The record is from the annotation of a GenBank genome assembly. Lineage: Eukaryota; Fungi; Glomeromycota; Glomeromycetes; Diversisporales; Gigasporaceae.
AUGUCGUGCACACACUGUGGCGAAAAUAGAAUAGAAUACGAUUCCGCUGCUGGACAUGCUUUUUGUCCAAAAUGUGGUUACGUUGUUGAAGAAAGUAAAAUUGUUUCCGAAGUCACAUUCGGAGAAAGCGCGUCGGGUGCUGCUAUUCUGCAAGGGGCGUAUGUUGGAGCUGACCAAAGACGUGCUAGAACUGCUGGUCCUUAUAGAAGGCAUUCUAGUUUAGAUUCAAGAGAGCAAACUAUCGCUAACGGGAGACGUCAAAUUCAAGCUCUUGCUACUGCUCUACGUCUCUCAGAUCAUUUAAUGGAAGCUGCGCAACGAUACUUUAAUCUUGCGAUAACGAAUAAUUUCAUUCAAGGUCGAAAGACUCAACAUGUCAUUGCAGCAUGUCUAUACAUUGUAUGUCGUACUGAAAAAACAUGCCAUAUGUUGAUCGAUUUUUCCGAUAUUCUGCAGGUUAAUGUCUUUACACUCGGUUCAACUUUUUUAAAAUUGGUGAAUACGCUUCACCUUGUGCUUCCUUUGAUCGAUCCAUCCAUAUAUAUCACAAGAUUUGCUUCCAUGUUGGAAUUUGGUGAGGAAACAGGUCGUGUUGCUAAUGAUGCUGCUAGGCUUUGUCAACGUAUGGAACGCGAUUGGAUGCAAACUGGUAGGCGGCCUGCGGGAAUAUGUGGUGCAUGUUUACUUAUUGCUGCUCGAAUGAAUAACUUUCGAAGAAGUGUUAAAGAAGUUAUUGCAGUAGUAAAGACUGCUGAUAUCACAAUUAAAAGAAGGAUUGAAGAAUUUAGGGAAACACCUACUGCAAAGCUCACUGUUCGAGAUUUUAGAGUUGUUUGGUUAGAACAGGAAAGUGAUCCACCAUCUUUUACAAGAGCUCGCAAAGCCGAGAAAAACGCGAUUGACAGACGACAGCAGACAGCAUCUGCCGAACAUGAUAGUAAUGAUCAAGCAGAGGCAAAUUCGCGACAAAAUGAUAUUGAGGAACAAAUAGAUCGUGAACUUGAAGAAGAGAUGACCUCUUACUUAAAUGAUCCUGCUUUAAAAAAAAUAUCUUCGGAAAUGGAAGCUAAUAAGAAAGGAUCCGAUAGAUCCGAUAUUAUGGAUGAAGAGGAAAUAGGUUCUGACUUUGAUGAUGAUGAAAUAAGAAAUAUAGUUUUGUCUGAAGAAGAAGUUAAAAUAAAGACACAAGUAUGGAUGGACAUGAAUCACGAGUACUUGAAAGAAGUUGAAGCAAAAAGGAAAAAACAAGAAAUAGAUCGUGCAAACGGUAUUGGUGUUCGCAGACAUAAACGACCAAGAAAAGGUAAAAAUGAUGAUCAGACAGUUGCUAGCACCCCAGCUGAGGCGGCAAGAAGACUAUUUGAAGAAAGAAAUCUUUCAAAGAAGAUUAAUUUUAAAGUUUUGGAUUCACUCUUUGAUAAUAUAGCAGGAGGAAGUAUGCCAAAUACCCCUACUUCAUGGCGAGAUUAUGAUCCUACUAGUGUUAGUGGCUCUGGAAUUGCACGUAGUGAACCAGGUCAAGAUAUGUCUCCCCAGAGAACCAGGUCAGGGUAUUACUCCCCAGAACUAGAUGUGAACACAACUUCCAGAACCAGGUCAGGACAUGUCUCCCCAGAAAUCUACAAAGAUCAAACUGACUUCACAGCAGAAUUUAACCAUUCUUCUUUAGUUAUAUGA